UUGUUUGUGUUUUUUUUUUUUCUUUUUCUUUUUUCUUCACUCCCCUCCCCUGGUGUGACACUAUCAUGGUCAGAAAGCCAGUUGUGGCCACCAUCUCCAAAGGAGGUUACCUGCCUGGCAAUGUGAGUGGGAGGCUGCCCUCCAUGGGGGACCAAGAGCCACCUGGGCAGGAGAAGGUGGUUCUGAAAAAGAAGAUCACUUUGUUGAGGGGGGUCUCCAUCAUCAUCGGCACUGUCAUCGGAUCGGGCAUCUUCAUCUCCCCCAAGGGCAUACUCCAGAGCACGGGCAGCGUGGGCAUGUCCCUGGUUUUCUGGUCGGCCUGUGGAGUACUGUCACUUUUUGGAGCCUUGUCCUAUGCUGAAUUGGGGACGAGCAUAAAGAAAUCUGGUGGCCAUUACACAUACAUUCUGGAGGUCUUCGGCCCUUUACUAGCUUUUGUCCGAGUCUGGGUGGAACUGCUCAUAAUACGCCCCGGAGCUACGGCUGUGAUAUCCUUGGCCUUUGGACGCUACAUUCUGGAACCGUUUUUUGUUCAAUGUGAAAUCCCUGAACUUGCAAUCAAGCUCGUAACAGCUGUGGGCAUCACUGUGGUGAUGGUCCUAAAUAGCAUGAGUGUCAGCUGGAGCGCCCGGAUCCAGAUUUUCCUAACCUUUUGCAAGCUCACAGCGAUUCUGAUAAUUAUAGUCCCCGGAGUGAUACAGCUAAUUAAAGGGCACACACAGCACUUUGAAAAUGCAUUUUCAGGAAGAGAUACAAAUCUGAUGGGGUUGCCCUUGGCCUUUUAUUAUGGGAUGUAUGCAUAUGCUGGUUGGUUUUACCUCAACUUUAUUACUGAAGAGGUCGAAAAUCCUGAAAAAAACAUCCCCCUGGCAAUCUGCAUUUCCAUGGCCAUCAUCACAGUCGGCUAUGUGCUAACAAACGUGGCCUAUUUUACGACCAUCAGUGCCGAGGAGUUGCUGCUAUCCAAUGCUGUGGCGGUGACCUUCUCUGAGCGGCUGCUGGGAAAUUUCUCAUUAGCAGUCCCGAUCUUUGUUGCCCUCUCCUGCUUCGGCUCCAUGAACGGUGGCGUGUUCGCUGUCUCCAGGUUGUUUUACGUUGCGUCUCGAGAAGGGCACCUUCCGGAAAUCCUUUCCAUGAUUCAUGUCCACAAGCACACUCCUCUGCCAGCUGUUAUUGUUUUGCAUCCUCUGACGAUGAUCAUGCUCUUCUCCGGAGACCUCUACAGUCUUCUGAACUUCCUCAGUUUUGCCAGGUGGCUUUUUAUGGGACUGGUAGUUGCCGGGUUGAUUUAUCUUCGAUACAAACGCCCAGAUAUGCAUCGUCCUUUCAAGGUGCCUCUGUUCAUCCCGGCCUUGUUCUCCUUCACCUGCCUCUUCAUGGUCAUUCUCUCCCUUUACUCGGACCCAUUUAGCACCGGGAUCGGCUUCCUCAUCACACUGACUGGAGUCCCUGCAUAUUAUCUCUUCAUUGUGUGGGAUAAGAAACCCAAGUGGUUCAGACAAUUAUCAGACAGAAUAACCAGAACAUUGCAGAUAAUACUAGAAGUUGUACCGGAAGACUCUAAAGAAUUGUGAACUUAAUGCAUCAAAAUCCUGGCCAUCUGCCCAGGACCAAGAUACAAAGUGGAUCUUUAUUUCAAGAAGACACGGCUUUGGUGACGGACUAAAGGAAGUGAUUAUUUCUAUCCAUAUCCUCUAGUGUAUUCAGAGUAGUCUCUGAACAGUUUACUGGUAACUCAAUGUAUUUGUAGAAAGCAAAGAUGCAAGUCGUACAGUGAGGCAAGCUCAGCUCUUGAGCCUGGUGCUUACCCAUCGAGGUAAGAAAGAAAGGGCACUGACAACUGGGGUAUCAUUCUCUGCAACAUUUCUUAUCCUGACUGAGAACCUUCAAAUAGAAGACCAAAGUGUUUUCUGUAUAUAAGGGAGGUCUGUAAACAUAGCUUUACUACUGGGACAUCUAUACUGUGAAAAGUGUUUUCUGUCUUACUGGAGAAAAAUGUCAUUAUUGUGGCAAAGGGUCCAGAAAUAACUUUAAUUUACAUAGACCUUGGAUUGUUUUCCUCUAGUGACCAACAUGACUGUUACUUAUCUUUCAAUGGCUUGUACUCAGAGAGCAUCAGAACAAAAGAUGGGGGGAGUAGUGUGUGUGUGUGUGUGUGUGUGUGUGUGUGUGUGUGUGUAUGUAGCUUGAGAUCAAACUCAGGGCUUUGCAAAAGCCAAGCAAGCACUCUACCAUCAAGCUACAUCCACAUGCCUUACUUUUCUUGAACGCAUUAAAGAAGCAUUCCUUGAGGCUGUUAUUAAGAGGCAAUCCUAGGAUUUAUGUUUGAAUAAAGAUCAUGGAGACUGUGUUAGGUGAAAUAUGAUCUCACUUAUUGUGAGGAGGUUUGGAAUGUCACUUCGUUUUCAUCCUGGUCCCCGAGUUCUGGAAAAUGUGUAAUUUUUGCUCUGACACCCAUUGAUGGACCACCUCUUUGGUUCUUUA
Messenger RNA from Microtus oregoni (creeping vole), 2484 nucleotides. RefSeq names its product solute carrier family 7 member 11 (gene Slc7a11). Gene Ontology annotation, cellular component: membrane. The transcript is spliced from 12 exons. The record is from RefSeq and is a predicted model, not a curated record. Gene Ontology annotation, molecular function: L-amino acid transmembrane transporter activity. Gene Ontology annotation, biological process: amino acid transmembrane transport. The coding region runs from base 66 to 1574 and encodes 502 amino acids. Lineage: Eukaryota; Metazoa; Chordata; Mammalia; Rodentia; Cricetidae.